AUGAAACAGUAUGGCCAUGUGACCGAUAUAGCGCCUGACAGGAUUACAUUACAGAACAUGGAGAAAAGGUCAGGUGAAAGCUUUAGGAAAUACGCCCAGAAGUGGAGGGAAGUCACUACGCAAGUCCAACUACCACUGCUGAAAAAAGAAAUGACUAUGCUGUUUAUUAAUACCUUGAAAGUGCCUUUCAUUAAUCAUAUGUUGGAGAACGCAACUAAGAGUUUCGCAAACAUAGUGAUGUCUGGCGAAAUGAUAGAAAAUGCAAUAAGGUGCGGGAAGAUAGAAAUGGGGGAAAGCACGGAAAGGUCAGCCCCGAAGAAAAAGGAAAACGAGGUAAACAAUGUGAGUUCAGGCUAUUCAAAACCUGUCACCGUUAAUCAAUCAAGAACGUCCCCAUACCCCAAGUGGUAUAACGCAAAUACUCAGUGUGAAUACCAUGCGAGGGUUGUGGGGCAUUCAAUAGAAAGCUGCAUCUCGUUUAAGAAGUUAGUCGAGAAGCUCAUCAACAUGGGUGUUGUGAAGUUCGAUGACACACCUGUGGUAGGUAACCCAUUACCCAGCCAUACUGAUGGUGGGGUAAAUACAAUAAUCGAGAAUGUGGGGAGGAGAGUUAAGCUGAACGCGGAUGAAGUAAAGACUUCGUUCAGAGAAGUUUGGAAGAAAAUGCUGGAAAUGGGGUUGAUCACGCAGAGUUCAAAGAGCAACUCCCGAGAAGUGGGGGACUAUUGCGAAUUCCACGGCGAGAAGGGUCAUGAAAUCCAGAGUUACAAGAAAUUCAGAGCCUUAGUCCAGGGCUUAAUGGACAAUAAAGAGUUAGAGUUCUUUGAGCUUACCGGAGAAGAGGACGUAUGUGCUGCUGAAGAGAAGUCGAUAGCGAAGGUUUGUGAGGCUAGUCACCCAGUGGUCAUCAUUUCACAGGCAAAAAUUAGUGAAGCUGAAGCAAGGGUGGCACCAAGAAUCGUUAUCCAAAAGCCCAAGGCUUUCCAUUUUAGGGAUAGCAAAAGGGUGCCUUGGAAUUAUAGCGGUAGUGUGAUAGUUUUGGAAAAGAAGAGUUCGGACGGUACACUAAGCACAGAAGCCGAACCUGUAAAGAAGAAGUCCUUUGUGAUCAGACAAGGAGAAAAGAUGUCAGAACCACUGGUUAAUGAACCAGUAAUGGAGAACGAAGUCCAAGAAUUCUUGAAGUUCCUGAAACACAGCGAGUAUAGUGCUGUGGAACAAUUACACAAGCAGCCGGCUCGUAUAUCAAUAUUGACUUUGCUUUUGAGCUCGGAGACGCACCGUGAUACACUGAUGAAGGUGUUAAACGAAACUUAUGUCGCUGACGACAUUUCAAUAAACAAACUAGACCGUCUUAUCAGCAACAUAAGCGCCGACAACUUUAUUUCCUUUAGUGACGAUGAAAUACCACUGGGGGGAAUGAGAUCUACCAAAGCUUUGCACAUUACUACUCGCUGCAAUGGGUAUAUGUUACCGGGGAUGUUGAUUGAUAAUGGUUCAGUACUGAACGUCCUACCUCUGUCCACAUUAAACCGAUUGCCUAUGGAUAGCUCUCAUAUGAAGACAUGCAAAAAUAUAGUGAGAGCAUUUGACGGCACUGAAAGGAAGGUAAUGGGAAGGAUAGAGAUACCUCUUCUGAUCGAGCCAAAUACUUACGAGGUGGAUUUCCUAGUAAUGGACAUCAAACCUUCCUAUAAUUGUUUACUGGGGAGGCCAUGGAUUUAUUCGGCAGGGGCAGUACCAUCAUUGUUGCAUCAGAAAUUAAAGUUGGUGACAGAAGGCCAGCUAAUAACAAUAAACGCUGAAGAGGACAUUAUCACAUCCGUUGCUAGCGAUGCACCGUACAUUGACAGUGAUAACGAAGGGGUUGAAUGUUCACUUCGAUCAUUAGAGUUCGUGAAUGCAACCUUUAUUACUGAAGGAGGUAGGAUCCCGGUGCCCAGACUUUCUGAAGCUACGAAGAUGAGUUUACAACUGACAGUAGGAAGAGGAGCAUUACUCGGAAGGGGAUUUGGGAAAUAUCUCAAUGGAUGA
Gossypium arboreum is the source of this 2034-nucleotide messenger RNA. RefSeq lists its product as uncharacterized. Lineage: Eukaryota; Viridiplantae; Streptophyta; Magnoliopsida; Malvales; Malvaceae. The coding region runs from base 1 to 2034 and encodes 677 amino acids. The transcript is spliced from 2 exons. The record is from RefSeq and is a predicted model, not a curated record.